AUGGCGUCCCCCGUCGACAUGAUCAUCAUCGUGCUCACCAUAGCACUCCCCCUGCUCUUCUUUUUCCGCAACUCGCUCCCAUUCAUCGGCGGCCGCUCUCGGGACGGUGCCGAUGGCGCUUCGGCCGGCUCACUCAAGAGGUCGACUGCCGGUAUGGCCGAGGGCGACGAUCCCCGUGACUUUGUGGACAAGAUGGCGCGCGGCAACAAGCGCGCCGCUGUCUUUUAUGGAACCCAGACCGGCACUGCCGAGGAGUACUCGAUCCGUCUCGCCAAGGAGGCAAAGUCCCGCUUUGGCGUCUCGUCGCUUGUGUGCGACCCCGAGGAGUACGACUUUAACAAGCUCGACCAGGUCCCCAGCGACUCGGCUGUCAUCUUCGUUGUUGCGACCUACGGCGAGGGCGACCCCACGGACAAUGCCCAGCCCCUCUGGGACUUUAUUAUGGAGGACGGCGUCGAGUUCAGCUCGGGCGGCACCACCCUCGAGAACCUCAACUAUGUGAUUUUCGGCCUCGGCAACAAGACUUAUGAGCACUUCAACGAGGUGGCCCGCCGCAUCGACGCCCGCCUUUCCGAGCUCGGUGCCCACCGCAUCGGUGAGCGCGGCGAGGGUGACGACGACAAGGCCCUUGAGGAGGACUACCUCGGCUGGAAGGACGACAUGUGGGAGGCUUUCGCCAAGCGCCUCGAGCUCGAGGAGGGCGGCUCUGGUGACAUUGCCGACUUUGCCGUCACUGAGGUGUCGGACGUUGCCCCCGAGAAGAUCUACCACGGUGAACUUUCCCCGCGCGCGCUCCACGCCAGCGCCAGCGGCAACAGCACCCCCGUUGGUUCGUACGACUCAAAGAACCCCUACCCGUCCCCCGUCCUUGUCACUCGUGAGCUCUUUGACGGCCCCGAGCGCAACUGUGUCCACAUCGAAUUCAACACUACCGGCUCUGGCAUCACCUACCAGCACGGCGACCACUGUGGUGUGUGGCCCUCGAACCCCGACCUCGAGGUUGAGCGCAUGCUCUCGGUCCUCGGUCUCCUCGAGAAACGCGACAUUGCCGUCUCUAUUGAGUCGCUCGACCCGGCACUCGCCAAGGUCCCCUUCCCCGUCCCUGCCACUUACGAGGCCGUCUUCCGUCACUACCUCGACGUCUCUGCCAAGGCUUCCCGUCAGACCCUCGCCUUCCUCGCCCGCUACGCUCCCAACGACCAGGCCCGUGAGGCCCUCACCCGCUGGGGUUCCGACAAGGCUGCCUUCCACGACGAGGUCGACGGCCCCUGCCUCAAGCUUGCCGAGGUCCUUCAGAUCGCGGCUGGCGACAACGUCAAGGGCACUGCCCCCUUUACGUCGACCGUCUGGCCCAUUCCCUUUGAUCGCAUCAUCUCGACUCUGCCCCGUCUCCAGCCCCGCUACUACUCGAUCUCGUCGUCGUCCAAGCUGUACCCCCAGGCCAUCCACGUCACUGCCGUUGUCCUCAAGUACCAGUCGUCCACGAGCCAGGCUCACGACAACACCCCUCGCUGGGUGUACGGUGUGAGCACCAACUUUAUUCUCAACGUCAAGACUGCCAGCGACAGCCUCAGCGGCAAGCAGAACCACCUCAGCGUCAACGGACACCAGCACACCGGCGGCCUUGUUGGCGGCGAGGUCCCCAUCACCCUCCCGGAUUUCCCCCAGUACAAGCUCUCGGGCCCCCGUGACCACCACCUCCGCAACAACAUCUACCGCGUCCCCGUCCACGUCCGCCGCUCUGCCUUCCGUCUCCCCACCUCCCCCAAGGUCCCUAUCAUCAUGAUUGGCCCCGGUACCGGUGUCGCCCCCUUCCGUGGUUUCGUCCAGGAGCGCAUCGCCCUCGCCCGCCGCGCCAAGGAGAAGAACGGCCCCGACGCUAUCAAGGACUGGGCUCCCAUGCACCUCUUCUACGGCUGCCGUCGCGAGGACGAGGACUUCCUCUACCGCGACGAGUGGCCCGAGUACCUCAAGGAGCUCGACGGCAAGUUUAUCAUGCACAACGCCUUCUCCCGUGGCCCCGACCGCAAGCCCGAUGGCAGCAAGAUCUACGUCCAGGACCUCAUCUGGGACUCGCGCGAGGAGCUCACCCCGCUCAUCCUCGAGAAGCGCGCGUACAUUUACAUCUGCGGUGACGCCAAGAACAUGGCCAAGUCGGUCGAGGAGCGCCUCGUCCAGAUGCUCGCCGCCGGCAAGAACGGUACCCCCGAGGUGGAGGGUGCCAAGGAGCUCAAGCUGCUCAAGGAGCGCAACCGCCUCAUGACCGAUGUCUGGAGCUAG
Molecule: messenger RNA, 2280 nt
Organism: Apiotrichum porosum
Lineage: Eukaryota; Fungi; Basidiomycota; Tremellomycetes; Trichosporonales; Trichosporonaceae
Product: NADPH-cytochrome P450 reductase
Exons: 4
Coding region: 1-2280 (759 amino acids)
Cellular component (GO): cytosol
Molecular function (GO): flavin adenine dinucleotide binding; FMN binding; NADPH-hemoprotein reductase activity
Source: RefSeq, a predicted model, not a curated record